Messenger RNA from Paramecium octaurelia, 136 nucleotides. The record is from the annotation of a GenBank genome assembly. NCBI's taxonomy places the organism in Eukaryota, Ciliophora, Oligohymenophorea, Peniculida, Parameciidae.
AUGGGCAUAGAUAUUUAGGGAUCCUUUUACCAUUUUGAACUCUACAUCAAUUCAUUAAGUAAGGUUUGAUUAUUAAAAUUAAGAAACCAAGCUUUUGGAAUUAUAUAGAUCAAAUUUUGUGCCCAUUUAAGAAUGA